Messenger RNA from Aspergillus udagawae, 312 nucleotides. RefSeq names its product Con-6 family protein. The coding region runs from base 1 to 312 and encodes 103 amino acids. Lineage: Eukaryota; Fungi; Ascomycota; Eurotiomycetes; Eurotiales; Aspergillaceae. The record is from RefSeq and is a predicted model, not a curated record. The transcript has 3 exons. Gene Ontology annotation, cellular component: cytoplasm.
AUGCCCCGAGCACGAAGCCGAAGCCGAGAGCCCAGCGAAGGCCACGACCCCGAGAAUGUAAUGAGGGGAUACAAAGCCACCCUCCGGAACCCAAAUGUCUCGGACCAGGCCAAGCAACACGCGCAGCAGGAGCUCGAUAGAUACGAGAGUGGUCAAGCCACCAGCACGAGCGAGGAUGAGCGCCAUGCGUCCAAUGUGAAGAGGGGGUUGAAGGCGGCAACGCAUAAUCCCAACGUGACGGAUAUGGGGAAGAAGCAGGCGAGGGAUAAAUUGCAGGCGAUGGGGGAGCAGCCCGAUCAGCCGAGUGAUUAG